Messenger RNA from Closterium sp. NIES-67, 3109 nucleotides. The record is from the annotation of a GenBank genome assembly. NCBI's taxonomy places the organism in Eukaryota, Viridiplantae, Streptophyta, Zygnematophyceae, Desmidiales, Closteriaceae.
UUUCGUCAGCCCCCAUGCAGGUGCCCUGGACCACACGUCGCUGGCUUGUUCCAACAACCUCGCCUCGCCAUCCCAGGGCACCUCGGUCUGGCGCAACGCAACCCCCUGCUCCUCGUGCAUCUGAUUGGCGCAUUCCAUAAUGCGACAGUUCUGCGUCAACUAGUGCAACGAGAAAUGCGACGUGCCAUUUGUGGCGCACUUCGGCGGUUGCGCAGUGUUCAGUGCACCCACGGAUGAACGAAGGGCUGGAGGCUCGCCUCACUGACGCCUCUUUCGCGAAAGUCGUUGCUGAUUUCGCCGCCAUCAAUCUUGUGGCAGGCAACUCCAACAUGUACCUCAUCCACGGGCUUUGCGACAUCGCGAAACUUUGGCCGAUGGAAGCGGACGCGCCUGGGUUUGUAACGUUGUACCCCUUAGCUCGGACAUCUCUAGGGUUGAGAACUUAAGACAGUGGGAUGGGAAGGGGAGAGAUUAUUAGUGGCCUACCCUUGGACUUACCUGCAGUCCAAGGCCAGAGGACAGUAUGACGGAGCGGAGACCACAGAAGAUAGGUAUGGCGUCAAGCGAGGGGAUUACGGUAGCUGUCGCUCAUUGGAGCUAGUAAUGUGUUGUUAGUUAGCGAUGUUGCGAGUAGUGGAAGACGAGUAAGUCCGGUACGACUUUUCGGUUACAGUAGUCGGAGAUCUUAGUCGGAAAGGAUACAGCAGUUACGGACAGCGACUACAUACAGCGAUUACUUGGAAUAAACAUAGCCCUUUCUAUCUUCGCCAGAUUCUGAGCAGACAGGGAUUUUACAUGGUUUUUUUCCUUCCAUUUUUUUUUUUUAACGUCUAUCAUCGUCUAGGCAUACGUAAUCACUAGAAAGAGAAUCACUGCAGCCUCUCACCACUGAUAGUAUCGGCAAGCAGUCAGCCUCAGGAGAGGAGCAAGCAAGAAUAGGAACGAGCAGGAACGAGCAGGAAGCGAAACAGUCGAGCUCGCCCUCAUGGAUUCCCCGCCAUCGCCAUCCGACACCCUUCUCCUUCGACACGGCAAGCCGCUUCCGCCCGCCUCCCAGUGCUUCCCCUGGCGCCCCGCCCACUUCUCCGCGCGCCUCACUCCGCACGGCGCCACCUCGCCUGGCGGGAGUUCCGCCGUCCCCCCAGCGCGCGGCGGCACGCCCACGUGCUACGGCACGGCGGGAAGCCCCCUUCCCUUCGCGCGGGUUCUCGAACUCAUGGCGAGGCGCCGACGCGCUCGCAGCGGCAGCGUCGGCGGCGGAGGAGUGGGCGGAGUGGGAGGACUAGGGGGCGGCGGCCGGCACGGCGGCCGGCAAGGCGGUGGGAGGACGCCGGUCAACAGCCAGCGGCGGCACGUGGCCAGCACGAGCUGGAGACAGCAUUCGCUCGACAGGGAGCAACCUGGCGAAGGGAGAAACGGCAAAGACGGCAGCAUGAGAGAAAAGAACCGCCGAGGUAGCAGCAGGAGCAGCGGCAGGGAUAGCGGCAGCAGUAGUAGCAGCAGGAGCGUAUCGCCGCGCCACAACCCGUCGGGCAUUACGAAAGACCAGGCGGAGAUCGUUGGAGCGGAGAGCGCCAGAGCGAACUUAGGGAGAAGAUUGGAAGAAUGCAGGGCGCAGGAAGCGAGUCAGGGAUGCACCGACAGGGGGACUUUAGAUAGUGGCGCUGGGGAAGGGCGCGGACAGGAAGGGGGCGCUGACAAGGCAGAGGCGCAAGCCCGCGCGGUAAGGGCGGAGGAGAUGGGCGGAAGAGCGGAGGAGGUGAUGCAGCGUGCGCGGUUGGCGGAGGCGCAGGUAGACAUGGCGGAGCUACAGGCGCAGGUGGUUUCCGCGGAGCUACAGUGGAUCCGCAGCGCCGUGGAGAAGCAGGAGGCGGGCGUAGCCGUCGUGCUGGCGGAACUGGCGGGGCUGCGCCAGCGCGUGCACCGUGCGCGCAAGUGCGCGGAUGGGGGAAAAGGGGGCGGCGGCUCCGGGGAAGGGGGGCUGCGCGAGGUACAGCAGGUGGAAGCGGCUGUUGCAGCGGCGGAGGCGCGGCUGUGGCGGGUGGAGGCAGCCGCGGCUGAUGCACGCGCCUCACUCAUUACCCUCGGGGGGGGAACGGGGGAGCUAGGGCUAGCGGCGGCGGGAAUGGGGGCGGGGGAAGCGGGUAAUGUGGGGGAUUUCUUUGGUGAGUGCUGGUGCGAGACGAGGGUAGAACUGGGGAAAGGGGGAGGCGUCACGGGGAUGGGGUGCGGGGGGGAGGUGUGUGGGGGUGUGGGGGGUUGUGUGGGGGGACUGGAGGGGUACGGCGUAGGAGAGGUGGGGUUGAAUGCGGCAGAGUUCGCUCUGGAGCUGAAGAGGAGGUUAGAGGAGCUUCAGAAAGAGCUGGUUGGUAAGGGGCAGGCGCACAGAGUAGUGGAGGAGAAGGAGGUGCGUGAGGGGCGUGGAGGAAUAGAGGGGAAAGCUGGGAGGGAUUUGCAGUCGAGGGAAGAAGAGGGGGAGCAGCGAAGGGUGGAGGGGUCAGAGCGGCUGAGAGGGGUGGGGCAGCCGACUGAUUGUGGGGCUGUAACAGAUGGACGUACCUGUAGUGAGGAAGCUCAUGAGCAAGCGAUGGAAGAGCGUGGCCGUAGCACGGACCGUGCAUUGCUACUUGGAGAGCAGUCGGGAUCAAAAGGCGUUAGAAGGGAGGGAGAGAUGGUGAGGCAAGAAGGCGAGGCAACCUCUGGUGCGGGCGAUUUGAGGUUUUGGGACAGAAUUAGUGGAGGGAAUCAGCUGCUGACGUGUGGGAGUGAGAAAAGACUUUCUGUAGGAGACUCUGGCACUGCAGAUUGCGUUAACGUGAAAGAACCAGCCCAGGUGACAACAUUGGCAACAGGACAAGCCAAUUCAGCAACGCAAUUUCAGCAGAUACCGUUGCUUGGGGACAAAGCACGCAAGUGGCAGUCUGUGUCGAGGACGGAGGACCAAGAAGAGGCAAAGAUUCUUCGGGAUGCCAUGGAAUACCUUAAAAAGGAAGUUGAACGAGCACAGAAGGCAGCACCACCAUUGGGUGCAGUAUGAGUUGAUGCGAAUUAGGGGAGAGCAAUUUGGGUAUUCUAGUUAUGACUAUUGUACAUAUAAUUUGGUAAGCUC